This is a messenger RNA of Sorghum bicolor (sorghum), 1412 nucleotides long. Its product is annotated as O-methyltransferase ZRP4. NCBI's taxonomy places the organism in Eukaryota, Viridiplantae, Streptophyta, Magnoliopsida, Poales, Poaceae. Gene Ontology annotation, molecular function: S-adenosylmethionine-dependent methyltransferase activity; O-methyltransferase activity; protein dimerization activity. Bases 139 to 1224 code for a protein of 361 amino acids. The record is from RefSeq and is a predicted model, not a curated record. Gene Ontology annotation, biological process: methylation. The transcript is spliced from 2 exons.
UCAUUUCAUCUGUUCGUUGCCACACGUACGCCAUGUACGUCUAUUUAUUUGUAGAGAGUUCUCUAUCACCCUCACACACACACAAAUCAAUCCAAUACAGCUAGUAGCGUGGAGUAGCACAACGCAAAACAGCACACCAUGGCGCUCACCACAAGCACUAAUAACCAAGCCUUGCUUGACGCUCAGCUAGAGCUCUGGCACACGACCUUUGCUUACAUGAAGUCCAUGGCGCUCAAGUCAGCAUUGGACCUUGGCAUCGCCGACGCCAUCCACAGUCACGGUGGCAACGCCACCCUGCCGCAGAUAGUUUCCAGGGCCACGCCCACGCUCCACCCGUCCAAGAUCCCCUGCCUCCGUCGCCUCAUGCGGGUACUCACAGCCACCGGCAUCUUCAGCGCCGCCCACCACGACGACGCUGGCGGCGGCGGCGAGCUCGUCUACGGGCUCACGCCGGCGUCUCAGCUCUUGGUUGGCGGCUCGUCAAGCCUGACUCCUUUCAUGUCCCUGGCAUUGCAUGGGAUCUUCGUGUCCCCUUUCCUUGGCCUCGGCACGUGGUUCCAGCAAGAGCACUCAGACCCGUCCCUGUUCGAGAUGACGCAUGGGCAGACUGCGUGGGACCUGAACGACCACAACCCUGCCUUCGGCAAGCUCUUCAACCAGGGGAUGGUCUGCGACAGCAGCUUCAUCAUGGACAUCGUCGUCAAGGACUGCGGCGAUGUCUUCCGGGGGCUGAGCUCCGUUGUCGACGUCGCUGGAGGGCUUGGAGGCGCAGCCAUGGCUAUCUCGAUCGCGUUCCCGGAUGUCCAGUGCAGCGUGCUGGAGCUGCCGCAUGUCGCCGCCAAUGCUCCCACUAGCACCGAUGUGAAGUAUGUUGCUGGUGACAUGUUUGAGAGCAUUCCACCGGCAAACGCCGUCUUCCUUAAGUGGGUUUUGCAUGACUGGGGCGAUGCUGAUUGUAUCAAGAUACUGAAGAAUUGUAAGAAUGCUAUACCUUCUAGAGAUGCAGGAGGAAAGGUGAUAAUCCUAGAUAUGGUUAUGGGGGGCCAAUCGUCAAACAUUAAGCACAAAGAGACUCAGGUCUUGUUUGAUCUCUUCAUCAUGUUUGUCAACGGCGUCGAGCGAGACGAGCAAGAAUGGAAGAAGAUCAUCUUUGAAGCCGGAUUUAGCGAUUACAAAAUCAUACCUGUUCUUGGUGUUCGAUCCAUCAUUGAGGUCUACCCAUAAUUGUUUGGUGAAAACGUGUUUCGAGUUUUUUUUUCUGAAUAAGUUGUUUGGUUAACUAGCAUGGGACAUUGUGUCCGUGAUAUCAUGUGCAAUGCGUGAUUAGUACCAAAGAAUUUGUUCAUAUGUGCAAGAAUUGCAUUAAUUCUGAGUUGAAGUAACACAUUCUUGCAUUCUGAGUUGAAGUAACA